CGAAUUUACGUGCUGCACAUGCCGCACUUCCUGACUCUCUUAUGUUGAUGUCCGCCGAUGUCACCUGUGUUAUAUCAAACGCAUGCUGUCAUCACCAGAUUUGCUGAGGGCACAGCAGGUUUGAUGCCCAUAGCUCCAUCAUGGAGCCCUCGAAUUUGACCACACACAAGAAUGGACGGCAGAGGAAGCUAGCAGGUGCUACCGUCCCACCUGAUAACUCAAGGGACAUGGACAGGGGAGAGAUAAGCUCCUCUGAGCCAGAGGUAGACGAGGAGGGAGUCGGUCUCAUCAGAGGGUCAGACUCUGAGGACAGGUGGCAUCGCAGAGUCCGGCCUGGGAUUCGUGGUGAGCUAGGAAAUGUGUCGCUUCUUCUGUUCCUCUAUGUGCUGCAGGGGAUUCCUCUUGGACUGGCUGGCAGCAUCCCCUUGAUCUUACAGAGUAAAAAUGUUAGCUACAAAGACCAAGCUUUCUUCAGCUUUGUCUUCUGGCCAUUUAGUCUGAAGCUUUUCUGGGCACCCCUUGUAGACGCUCUGUAUUUCAGCAGGUUUGGUAGAAGAAAGUCAUGGCUGGUGCCCACACAGUAUCUGCUGGGCCUCUUCAUGCUCUACCUUUCUGUGAAGGUCAAUUCACUGCUGCAGAGUGAGGGAGGAGCGGAUGUGGUGACGCUCACUGCAGUCUUCUUCAUGCUUGCCUUCCUGGCAGCCACACAGGACAUAGCUGUGGAUGGCUGGGCCUUGACUAUGUUAUCCAGAGAAAAUGUGGGCUAUGCAUCCACAUGCAACUCUGUUGGCCAAACAGCUGGAUACUUCCUGGGAAAUGUGCUUUUUCUGGCUCUGGAGUCUGCUGAUUUUUGUAACAAAUACCUCAGAAUAGAGCCCAAAGACUCGGGCAUUGUAACUUUGCCAGAUUUCUUGUUCUUUUGGGGAAUGGUGUUCUUGGUUUCCACCACUCUAGUAGCCAUCUUUAAAAGGGAAAAUGAACAUGGCAGAGGGAAGAGAAGAGUCCCUGAAGAAACACAAGGAGUCAUGGAAACCUACAAGUUGCUGUUUUCUAUUGUCAAAAUGCCCACAGUCUUCACAUUUUGUGUUCUGCUUCUCACAGCCAAAAUUGGUUUUUGUGCAGCAGAUGCAGUCACAGGUCUGAAGCUGGUGGAGGCUGGAGUUCCCAAGGAGCAGUUGGCAUUGCUGGCAGUGCCCAUGGUGCCUCUGCAGAUCCUUCUCCCAGUGGUCAUUAGCAAAUAUACAGCAGGGCCCCGCCCUCUGGAUGUCUUCUACAAAGCAUUCCCUUUCAGGUUGCUUAUAGGACUCGAGUAUGCUCUACUGGUAUGGUGGACCCCCAGUCUGAAACAAGAAGGAGGUUUCCCAGUUUACUACUAUGCCUUAGUGCUGCUCAGCUAUGCAUUGCACCAGGUGGCGCUGUACAGCAUGUAUGUGGCCUGCAUGGCCUUCCAUGCCAAAGUGAGCGACCCCCUCAUAGGCGGGACCUACAUGACCCUGCUGAACACAGUCACGAACCUCGGAGGAAACUGGCCCUCCACACUGGCGCUGUGGAUGGUUGAUCCCUUGACCUCUAAGGAAUGCCAAGGGGCGGCCGGACAGAGCUGUGGCUCUUCAGUUGAGGCAGGGCUGUGUGUGAAGGAAGGCGGCAUAUGCGUGACAACCCUGGACGGCUACUACGUGGAGUCUGUGGUGUGUGUUGUGAUCGGUUUAACCUGGUGGGUGUGGUUAGGGAAGAAAAUGAAGCGGCUGCAGGAGCAGAGCCCUGCGGCAUGGAGAUGCAGAGCAAACCAGUGACCUCACUUCACAUGACUACAAUCUGUACUACGGACACUUGUCAGUGCACUGCACCUGCACAUUGUGCUCCAAAACAGCCAACUGCUGGACCUUCUGUAAUUUCAUCUCCAUCUGUCUGGUCGCUCUGGUCCUGCUUAAGCUGCUAAGCUCAAGAUAUUUACCCUCAGACAUGUCACUUUAAAGUGCAUACUUAUAAAAAAAAGCCAGCUUUCUUGUUUCCUUUAAAAGUAGAGAUCAUUACUUCUGUAAUGAUUAAAGUGAUUAGUGUACUACUGAAAACCUGGAAAAAAAAAAGAAACUGGUCAAUUUGGUUAAGAAUAUAAGAUAUAUAAAUAUUUUGAAUAGAAAUGUUUGUUUUUUAGUUUUCCAGAACAUGUUUUGCUGCUUAAAACAGCUCAACCAAACCAGAACUGGGUCAGGGAGGAUGCUCAAGUCAUUUUUGACUUGCUUGGAUUACAAAGUAAUACUGCAGACAGGACUUCUUGACAUUUAAAAUCCUAAUAUGUUUAAAAAAAAAUAUUGCGAAAUAGUUUGUCAACUCAGCACUUAAGGCUGUCGUGGUAUUUUUAACCAACACGAGACAAGUACUUUUUGGGAAAUGACUGGCAAAACAUACAGAUGCAGUAAUCCAGACAGUUUGCACAUGAGGGUGCUAUUCUUGUAAAUGUCAGACCUGAUGCAGUUUAACUCGGUCCACUUCAUAAUUAAACAGGGGUAAACCCAGUGUGAAGGACAUCUUUCAUUAAUGUUCGACUCCAAUUGGAGCCAAUGUUCUUUAGAAGUGAUUAGAUAAAUAAGUUCUCUCCAGAGUUAAUUUGUGCCUUUUUGCUUUUUCAAAGUUGUCUGAAAAAGUUAAAUUCCAUCAUCUAUCCUGAGCUGUAGUAACAAAGGCUGGGAACAUCACUAAGUUAACAAUGAAGUAAUUUUGAUGAAUAUUUAUCUACCAUUUAUCCCAAAUAUUUCUCUCUAUACAUCUGAAGUGUGCAUUCCAUAUGAAGAAUUUGAUUUACACUUAACAUAAAGGUUGUCAUUUAAAUUAAUAAAUAGGCUUGAAAUGUUACUUUGCCACAGCAACCAAUGUUUUCCUUUUUAUUUAAUGUUUUUUUUCUCCAAAGGACCACUUAAAAUUUUGGGGCGCUCUUGGUUUUCAAGGCAUUAUGGGGCAGUCAUAUUUUCUGAGAUGGUUUAAUUUAGCAUAUUCAGUAGAUUUUUAUUUGCUUACCUCGCAGAAGUCAGAUUGGCCUAAUUCCCUUUGAGUUUGGCCAGUAUUCUCCAGUUUCCUAGAUGCAUUAUAGCUCCACAUUUUGAAUACUAAUAGGCAUUACAGCACAUAAAAACAGGAUGGAUUUAACAUGUACAGUGAGGAAAAUACGUAUUUGAACACCCUGCUAUUUUGCAAGUACUCCCACUUAGAAAUCAUGGAGGGGUCUGAAAUUUAAAUACUUAUUUUCCUCACUGUAUGUAGUCUAAAGUUUUAGUGUCGCUCAAGGAUGUCUUUGCAGAUUCCUACUUGAUCAAUCAACACCAGCCAUCAGGGAGAAAUGGGCAGCUGUGGCUGUAAUGAGUUUAAUUGCUUGAUAUUUACCAGAAUUCCCAGACUAGAUAUAUUCCAGAUUUUUUUUUUUGUUUGUUUUGGCUUUUUAAGCCUAUAGUACAAGUAGCACGUGGAUUUGGGGUUUCAAUACUUGCCCGCUAGCAAUAAACAGAAUUACUUGCCAGCGAUGAUUCAGAUCUUAGACCAGCAUCAUGCUCCGCUGGUGUUUUCAUACUGUGCAUCGAACUGAAUGUUACAGUAUUUUUCUCCAAAUCCUGCUGCUUUGUCAAGUGUACAAGUCAUUGGUUGGAUAAGAUCUCUUUCUGAUCAAACAUUUGAUUUGUGUCUCUUGGUUUCUUAUCAACGAUUCUUCUUCUAGAAACAAGUUUCCUUCAGACUGUAUAUUUCAACUCUGCUAAAAAAAGUCCAUGUGAUGUUCACGGGAUAUUUCACGUGUAUGGCAAAACUGCAAAAACUUCUUUCAUUAUAGGCCACUGCCACUGUUUCUUUAGCAUUACAGCAUUACAGUAGUUUGUAUCAAUAUUGGAGACUGAGUUUUCAAUUCACUGUAGUCUGCUGAACAGGCCUUUAAGAGGAGCUGGUAAACUGCUGAGAUCAGCAGCAUGACGUUGUGAUUACUUGUAAUCCUUUUGAUUUUUAAAUGUUUUUACUUUUUUAAUUUGCACAUAUUGUUUGUAAUAACUGCAUAAGGAAAAAGUACAGUAAGAAUGAUGUAAUACGGAGAUCUGAAAUGUUUGCAAUUAAAAACAUCAGCACUA
Melanotaenia boesemani (Boeseman's rainbowfish) is the source of this 4106-nucleotide messenger RNA. RefSeq names its product solute carrier family 33 member 1 (gene slc33a1). The transcript has 10 exons. The record is from RefSeq and is a predicted model, not a curated record. The coding region runs from base 141 to 1793 and encodes 550 amino acids. Gene Ontology annotation, cellular component: membrane. NCBI's taxonomy places the organism in Eukaryota, Metazoa, Chordata, Actinopteri, Atheriniformes, Melanotaeniidae. Gene Ontology annotation, molecular function: acetyl-CoA transmembrane transporter activity.